Rosa rugosa (rugosa rose) is the source of this 1323-nucleotide messenger RNA. Its product is annotated as zinc finger BED domain-containing protein RICESLEEPER 2-like. The transcript is spliced from 2 exons. Lineage: Eukaryota; Viridiplantae; Streptophyta; Magnoliopsida; Rosales; Rosaceae. Gene Ontology annotation, molecular function: protein dimerization activity; DNA binding. Bases 1 to 1323 code for a protein of 440 amino acids. The record is from RefSeq and is a predicted model, not a curated record.
AUGGCUUCUAGAAGUAGGUCAGGAAGUAAUUGUUGUUCAUCCCCUUCCAUAACUUCAAACAUGGUUACUGGAAGUUAUCAAUCUGUUAGUGUUUCCCCAAAUGAUAACCAAAACCCUUUACCACCAGUAGGUAACUUACCACCAAUAGAUAAUAGUACCCCAACUGAAACACCUAACUUAGUUCCCACUACAACCCCAACUGAAACACCAAAUCCAGAUCCUGAAUUGGUGGAAGCUACUGCGGGGCUGGGGACUUCUUGCACCUUCGAUUUUAUUAGGUCAAGUUCAAGUCGAUUAGACAAGUUUAGGGAGUUUUCUGUUCUUGAGCACUUGAAUAAGAAUGCGAAUGUUCCCCUAGAUGUGAUCACUAUGUGGAACAGCACUUAUUUAAUGCUUGCUGCGGCAUUAAAAUAUGAGAAAGUGUUUGAUAGGAUGGGUGAUGAAGAUGUGCAGUUUAGGCAUUAUUUUGAGGAGAAAGAUACCAAAGGUAGGAAGAGGACAGGCCCUCCCGUAGAGGCAGAUUGGAGAAAUGCUCAAGCUUUAGUGCAUUUCCUCAAAAAGUUUUACGAGACAACACUCAAAUUGAGUGCUUGGAAAUCAGUUACUGCAAACUUGCAGUUCAAAGAGAUGACCGGCCUUCAAACAGAGAUUGAUAAGAAGGCAAAUGAUGAUUCUGAUGAGGUUUUGCAGAGGGUGGCAGUGGGGAUGAAAGAAAAAUUCAACAAAUAUUGGGGCAGCUUUGAAACCAUGAAUCAAAUCAUGGUGAUUGCAAAUGUCCUAGACCCUCGCUGGAAACUGCAAUAUCAGAAAGCAGCAUUUUUAAGGGUGGGAGUCAGAGCUGGCACCAUUGAGAAGAUAACUAGGGACUUGAAGAACAUUCUGUUGAGAAUGUAUGAUGAGUAUAAGGGCUGUGAGGGGGGUUUAAGUCAACCAAACCCCCAAGAUGGUGUUGCAGUAAUGGAGGGGAUUGAGUUUGAUGAUCUAGAAGAUGGACAAGCUGAGAUACUUGCUGAUCUCAUGCAAGAAAGACUCGAAAAUGAACAUGAAAUGAUAUCCAACGAGGUUGACAAGUACCUUGCAGAUAGAUAUGUCAAUCCUUUAGUCAAAGGGUUUGAUGUUUCACAAUGGUGGAGGGUCAAUGCAGUUGCAUAUCCUAUUCUUUCCAAGCUUGCUAAAGACAUUUUUGCAAUUCCUUGCUCUACUGUGGCAAGUGAGAAUGCAUUUAGCUUGGGAAAAAGGGUAGUUGAUCCCUUUAGGAGUUCACUCACUCCUCAAAUGGUUGAGGCACUAGUUUGCACUAGUGAUUGGUUGAGAGCUGAGUAG